UUUUUUGUGACCUAUUAUUUGAAUGAAUAUCCAACUCUGACGGUAACUGGAGACACCUGUUAUUCCACGCAAGACCGCCUUUCGCAUUACGUCGCCCUUCUCCUUCCUUUCCGUGUCUCCCAAGAGCGCACCAGUGCUAGUAGAGUUAGCAGUGGCUUGUUAUCCUUCAGCAGCUAUUGGUGACAGCCAGUCAACUAAACUGUUAGCCCGAGUGGUAGUGCAUUUGUAACCAUCCUUCUGAUAAACCCUUGCCGUAGCAAAACCGUGGACGACUGGGUCGUUCCCUUUUGAGACAGCUUCAUCACUUCUCCGGGCUACUGAUAGGAAACAACGUUAUCAUCGUUCUCACCUUCAAGAAAGAAAACAGCCCUGGGACAUGGCAAGAUCAGAACAAGUCUUGGUGCUAGAGCCACAACACGAACUGAAAUUCAGAGGUCCCUUUACAGAUGUUGUCACGGCCACCCUGAAACUUGCCAACCCCACAGAUAGAAAUGUGUGCUUCAAGGUCAAGACAACUGCACCCCGCAGAUACUGUGUGCGUCCAAACAGUGGCAUCAUUGAUGCUGGAACCUCCAUCAAUGUAUCUGUUAUGCUACAGCCUUUUGACUACGACCCAAAUGAAAAGAGUAAACAUAAAUUCAUGGUUCAGUCAAUGUUGGCUCCAUAUGACAUGACUGACAUGGAAGGAGUUUGGAAGGAUGCAAAGCCUGAAGAGCUGAUGGAUUCAAAGUUGAAAUGUACAUUUGAGAUGCCUCUUGAAAAUGACAAAACUCAUGAAAUUGAAAGCAACAAAAUUCUGUGUUCCUCUGCUUCCUCUGUUAAGACUGAGCACUCUGUGCUGCCUAAGUCAGCAAGCACCUCGCUAGAUGAUGGUGAGGGGAAGAAGAUCAUGGAGGAAUGCAAGCGACUGCAGAUAGAGGUCCAGAGGCUACGGGACGAAAACAAACAGAUCAGGGAAGAUGAUGGGCUGCGGAAGAGAAAGAUGACCUCAAUGGCCACUCCUCACUCUUCUUCCUCCCCAACCAUGGUGACCUCGGCCAUGAGGGACGAGGGUCUAAGCACCCGCCUCCUGGCACUGUGCGUGCUCUUUUUUGUCAUUGGAGUCAUUGUUGGCAAGCUGGCCCUGUAAAGACACAGACAAGAGUACAGAUGAAUAGAAUGAUGAAAGCCUUCUCCAGAGGACGUGUCCAUGAUGACAGCAGGGAUGUUUUCUGGGUUUUUGUUGAUUUCUCUUUUUUUAUCAUUUAAGGCAAUAUUUUCAUGGUUUGUCUAAAGAAGGUGAUCCGUGGUAAAACCAUCAUUGCAAGGAUUUGCAGCAUAAGUCUUGCCUUUUCUUUUUUCUUUUUUUUGCGCUAAAAAAAAUCACCAUCUUUAAUCUGUCUACUCCAUCCAUCCCUUCUUCCUAAAUGAUCAUCUGCAACUUGCCCAGGCAACAGCUCAUAGUGUGUGGAUGCAGCCUCACACUGGCUAUAUGUCUUUCACUGUAUAUUGAUUUCUUGGACUUGAAAGUUUCUCUCACACAUUGUCAAUAAGACAGACCUAACGCUCUUCUGAUAAUCUCUCUUCCAUUAGAACUAAUGUUUUACCUGAAGGGGUUACACAUGUGAUCAGCGAUAAACUUUCUUUUGGACUUAAACUGUAUGUAAUGUCUUAUAUUCAGUGUGCGGUUCCAGUAUAAGCCCUGUGCAUGUGUGUGGUGUGUGUACGCAUCUUUAUGAACUUUCCUUCUCCAGGGAGGGUACUGUGACUCUGUGUGAAUGUUUUUAUUUGGGGAACCAAUGAACCGUGAAACUUUUUUCAGAUGUGUACUCAGAAAAGAAAAUUAUCAUCUGGACUGAUUUUCUCACACAGAAAACAGUGGGUCUAUGAUGACACCAUAUUAAAACUGCAGUAUUCAUCAGAUUAGCCAGACAAAGAUGUAAGUAGUAAUUCAGUCUAUCAAAUUAAGAAUUUAUUAUAAUGAAAGUUCUAAAAAAUAAUUAUUGUGAUAAAAGGCUCUAGUUUAAACAUUCAGAUUUUACUGUUAAGACUUCCAGUUAAUAUUUACUUGACCGUAACUCUCUCAGGAUGAGAGGGGAACUUGGUAAAAAAUAUUCCAUCUUUACCUAUUGAAUUUGUCAUUAAAAAACUAUCGCACACAUUUUCACUAUAUAAUUCUUUAGACCUCAACAUUUGAUUUGGAAACCUUUUUAACUUUUUCCAUAGGGUAUUAUAUUUGCGUCCUCUUGUGCAGUAGUUUUAAACUCUUUUUGCCCAAGCCAGAUCAAGCCAAAGUCUCAAGGCACAUCAUGUCCUUGUCCAUACAAAACAGCCUCUUAAAAACACAUUACAGUAACUUAAUUUGUGUAGGUAUAGUAAUAGUAUAUGGUUGUACAAACUCCUACAGCACAUCAAGACUUGCCUGGUGUGCCUUGCCGCACCAUUUGAGAAACACUGCUCUGAUCAUUUACAGCAGUUUUUGUUAUGAUAUAACCACAAAGCUUCAGUUUUUAUUUUUUAUUCAAAUGCACCAUACUCAAAUGUUCUAUCUGCAGACUGCAAGAAAUUACCUUUUUUGGUACAGAUGCGAAACAAAGGAGAACAAACUACAAUUAUGAUUUCACCUGUAGUCAGGUUCAGCUGUUUGUGUUUUGUUUGUGUUUCAUUUUUUUCAUAUCCUGGUGGUUGUGUGAUAACUGAGACAACACAGUUGUCUCUUUGCUACUGGACAACCAUCUAAGGAGGACUAGAGAGCUUCAUAUGUAGGUGGCUAGAUUGAAGAGUGACAAAAAAGGCAUCUGUGCUGUGGACCAAACUUGCAAAGAUACAUGCACAUAGCAAUAAUAUCACACCGUAGUUACUUGCCCUUUUGUAUUUACAUAUUUCUUAGUCUAAAAAUAUCUGUUGGAGUCAUCAAUAUACUGUAUUAAAGGAAGAAAUAAAUACUUUAACAACC
Cheilinus undulatus (humphead wrasse) is the source of this 2935-nucleotide messenger RNA. Its product is annotated as vesicle-associated membrane protein-associated protein B/C-like. Gene Ontology annotation, cellular component: endoplasmic reticulum membrane; plasma membrane. Gene Ontology annotation, biological process: endoplasmic reticulum membrane organization. NCBI's taxonomy places the organism in Eukaryota, Metazoa, Chordata, Actinopteri, Labriformes, Labridae. Bases 377 to 1129 code for a protein of 250 amino acids. The transcript has 6 exons. Gene Ontology annotation, molecular function: FFAT motif binding. The record is from RefSeq and is a predicted model, not a curated record.